CAGACAGUGUUUAAGAAGAGUGUAAUUUCUAGUGAGGCCUGCUAAAGUGGAUAAAGCGGUGGAGGUAAUGUGUGUAUUUCAGUAAUCAGAGAGCAAACAAAUGCGAGGGCGUAAACCCACGUAGCCACAUACACAAAAGAGCUUGAAAAAAAUCUUGAUUUUUUUAAAAAUACUUCCAUUUCGUAAAUGGCAAAUCAGCGUGUGUGUGUGUGUGUUUUCCCCUUUUCAAUCAGAAGUGGAGGUUUAGAGAGAAUUGCAGGAAGCCUGUGUUACUCUGGCAUUGCCAUUUCCUCCUCUCACUCGCUCACCCUUGUGACAGUGUGUAUUUGAUGUCUGUGGGUGUGUUUAUCUUUUGUCUUUAUUAGCAGGAUGUCUAUGUGGGUCAGUUUCACUUCAGCCUUAGUCAUGAGACUGUGUGUGUUUGGGGUUACUCACUGAGAUGAUUCACUGUUUAUAAUAUCAACAUUUACAGAACAUGGCUUCCAGCUCAGUCUCGCCAGAGCCACUUGAUGUCCUUCAGGACAGUGACAACGAUGAUGGUGGAAACAACCUAUCGGGUCUGGAGGACGAGGACAACGAUGAAGAAAUUAUGGAUCUGGAUGAGGAUGAUUCUGCCGAUGAAAGUGAUGAUGAUGAGUGGCACACACCACCGGCGAAGAAGCCACAUGAGUCUGCUCAGUCAAAAUCUCCCCUGGCAUGGAAGACACCCGAAGACACUGACGUGGCUCCACCAACGAUUCGGUUCCGGCCUGCGCGACCUCCUGGGGUGCAACUGAAUCCGGCAGACACCCACACUCCUCUGGAGUUGUUCAAACUCUUCUUCUCUCCAGAUGUUGUGGCAACAUUGUGUCAGAACACCAAUAAACAGGCUGCCAAGAACAUCGAACAAGGGGGAAAGUACAAAUGGACUGCUUUGACAGUAGACGAGUUGUACAAGUACAUCGGACUCAUUUUUUACAUGGGCCUGAUCAAGCUGGACCACAUCCAAGAUUACUGGCGGCAAAACAACAUUUUUUCCAUCGCCUUCCCAGGGAUGGUGAUGACGAGAGACAGAUAUAGGACCAUUUCCUGGAAUGUGCACAUGAGCGAUCCGGAUGAGGACCAAGAAAACGAUAUUAGGCGGGGGACACCUCAGUAUGACCGACUGUUCCGGGUGAAACCGCUCAUGGACCAGAUUAGGGAGGCCUGCAAAACCUUUUAUCAUCCACAGAGAAACCUUGCAGUGGACGAACGAAUGGUAGCAACUAAGGCAAAGACGGGCAUGACGCAGUACAUGAAGAGAAAGCCCACCAAAUGGGGCUUCAAGUUAUUUGUAAUGGCCGACUCGAGCAACGGAUACACAGUGGAUUUUGCUGUGUACACGGGAAAGGGCGGCUCUUACACGGGAAAGGGCAGCUCUUACACAGGACAAGGGAUUUCAUACGACACUGUGAUGUCAUUCAUGGAUCAUUCCUUCUUGGGUUCCGGGUACCAUGUGUACAUGGACAAUUUCUACACGAGCCCAAAGCUAUUCAGGGACCUGCACGCUCAGAAAUUUGGCGCUUGCGGGACGUACAGGGACAAGAAGAAGGACUGUAAGGACGGCCUGAGCACUAUGUUGAACGCUCUCGAUAGAACGUCACGCAGGGGAGACUUCAGGUGGAUCAGGGAUGGUCCUCUGGUGUUUGUGAAGUGGAUGGAUGCUCAAGAAGUCUCCGUUUGCUCCACGAUCCAUGCAGCCUUCAAUGGCGAGACGAUACAACGGAAGGUGAAGACCCCGAAAGGGACCUGGGACACGCAGACAUUUUCAUGCCCUACUCCUGUCCUCAAGUACAACGAACACAUGGGAGGUGUGGACUUGUCUGACCAACUCAUCCAGUACUACACAACCCAGCACAAGACCAUGAAAUGGUACCGGAAGCUGUUUUUGCACUUCUUGGACAUUGCGGCUACGAACGCAUACAUCUUACACAAAGAGCUUGCGUCGCAACAACUGCGUGAUGCCUUGACACACAAAGCGUUCAUAGAAGAGCUGACUGCACAGCUGUGCGGCAUGUCACAGAAAAUCCCUUCAAAACGGGCCAGCUGUGAUCAUGUACCGGUGCCCGUGGCCAAACUGUCUAGAGACGUCCGUCAGGUGGCUUCGCAAGGUCGCAGGACCUGCGUCCUCUGCCGAUUGCAGCGUUCUAAAAAGCAUAACACUCCAUGGAAGUGUAGUAAGUGCGACGUUCCUCUUUGCCUACAGCUGACUAGAAACUGUUUUGGUGAAUGGCAUUGUAACUGAAGUAAAGUGAAAAAAAAUAACCACCUAUAAUAGAAUGGUGAAUAAUUUCAUUAAAGGGAUAUUUCACCCAAAAAUGAAAAUUCUGUCAUCAUUUACUCGCCCUCAUGUCGUUCCAAACCCAUAAGACUUUCGUUCAUCUUCGGAACACAAAUGAAGAUAUUUUUAAUGAAACCAGGGAGAUUUCUGUCUCUCCAUUGACAGUCCAUGUAACCAAAACUUUCAAGCUCUAAAAAUUCAUAAAGGUAUCGUAAAAGUAAUCCAUGUGACUUCAGUGGUUUAAUCCCAAUUUUAUAAAAGCGAUACGAAUGCUGUGUGCGAAAAAAAAAAAAAGUCUUUAUUCCCAAAAUAUCUUCACUUCCGCAUAGAUCUCCGACAUGCUAUGUUGACGAGAGAGCGGACGUUCCAGAUACAACUGGUCCCGGAAGCUCUGCACUGCUUAAAGCUUCGUUCAUUACAUUCUAAGUUGAUUUUGCUUUAGGUCUUGGUUUAUUUUUCAAAAUGGUGCUAAAAUAUGUUCUCUAGAUGCCAGACUCUUGAGAAACUUUCUCUGCUGUAAAAUAUAAAAUGUUUAUUGCUAGUAUUUAUUUAUAGUAUUUUACAAGGGACACUAGAAACAACCUAAUAUUUCCGAAAUAUGGUGUAAAAAAUGUUUCAGCAUUAAUAACUUAUUUAUAACUUGUACAAAUUAUCUGGAAGAUAUGUAGAAUACGAUAAAAAGCAAUGGGUUAAACCAUGGCUUUAUCAUAAGUUGCUGAGAAAACCCAUUUGGAAAAACUCCUGUCUGGUAUGCUUUUGUUUGUUUGGUGCAUGUCCUGUCAGUCAUUUUAUAGGCACUAUACGGGUCACCCAAGACCGUGUGAGUGAAACUUCAUGAACCUGGGUAGGAAUCAUUCAAAUGUCAUAUUCAUGAAACCAGUUUGGUUCAUUCUCAUGCUGGAAGUAGCCAUUAGAAGAUGAGUAAAUUGUGGCCAUGAAGAGAUGCACAUACUCAAAUAGGCUGUGGCAUUCAAGCGAUUAUGAUCGAUUGGUAUUAACGGGCCCAUAGUGUGCCAAGAAAACUUUCCCCACACCAUUACACUACCUCCACCAGCCUGGACUGUUGAUAUAAGGCAGGUUGGAUACAUGGAGUCAAGCUGUUGGCCUGACAUUCUGACCCUACCAUCUGUGUGCCUCAGCAGAAUUCAAGAUUCAUCAGACCAGGCUACGUCUUUCCAGUCUUCAACUGUCCAGUUUUGGUGAGCCUGUGCCCACUGCAGCCUCAGCUUUCUGUUCUUGCCUGACAGAAGUGGAACCUGACGUGGUUCUGCUGUUGUAGCUCCUCUUCCUCAAGGUUUGACGUGUUGUGCAUUCUGAGAUGCUUUUCUGCUCACCACAAUUGUACAGAGUGGUUAUCUGAAUUCCUGUAGCCUUUCUGUCAGCUCGAACCAGUCUGGCCAUUCUUCGUUGACCUUGCUUAUCAACAAGGCGUUUCCGUCUACAGAACUGCUGCGCACUGGAUGUUUUUUCUUUAUUGCACCGUUCUGAGUAAACUCUAGAGACUUCUGUGUGUAAAAAAUCCCAGGAGAUCAGCAGUUUCUGAAAUACUCAAAUCAGCCUGUCUGACACCAACAAUCAUGCCAUGGUCAAAAUCACAGAGAUAAGAUUUUUUCCCCCAGUUCUGAUGGUUAAUGUGAACACUACCCAAAGCUACACUCUUGUAUCUGCAUGAUUUUAUAUUUAUUGCACUGCUGCCACACGAUUGGCUGAUUGCAUAAUUGCAUGAAUGAAAUAAAAUGCUCAGUGAGUGUAAAUUUUAAAUAAAAGUGAAAUGGUUA
Molecule: messenger RNA, 4077 nt
Organism: Pangasianodon hypophthalmus (striped catfish)
Lineage: Eukaryota; Metazoa; Chordata; Actinopteri; Siluriformes; Pangasiidae
Product: piggyBac transposable element-derived protein 4
Exons: 3
Coding region: 476-2263 (595 amino acids)
Source: RefSeq, a predicted model, not a curated record